UCAUGCAUGCCGGCCCUAAUGCCAACAACAAGCACAACAUUCAUCACACGCGCACACACAACAUUUGAUCAUCACCUGCAUAUCAGAUUCAGUUAAUAUCCCUUUCAAGACUACUUUGCUCAUGGGGCGCCACAGCAGCAGCACCAAUAACAACGGCAGCAGCAAAGCCGAGGCCGCCACCGGUGCCGGCGAUCACCGGAAGGAGGAGAAGCACCAUAAACACAUGGAGCAGCUCGCCCAGCUCGGCGCCGUCGCCGCCGGCGCCUAUGCGCUGCACGAGAAGCACAAGGCGAAGAAAGACCCGGAGCACGCCCGGUCGCACCGGAUCAAGGAGGAGGUCGCCGCCGCGGUGGCCGCUGGCAGCGCCGGGUUCGCCGUCCACGAGCACCACAAGAAGAAAGACGCCAAGAAGCAUAGUCACCGCCACUGAGAGAUUGUAUACUCUCAGUCAUGUACAUAUAUGUACAGUAGUUAAUCCAUUCAUUCCAUUGUUGUUCUGAAGUUAUGGUAUUUCCCCGUCCAACAAAAAAUGUCUCAAGUUUGUUAAAAUUUGGAUGUAUCUAGACAUGAAUUAAUGUAUAAAUGCAUUCAAAUUUAGUUAAAAGCUAAAACAUCUUUCGUUAGACAGAGGGAGUACAUGUUGUGUUACUCAUAGUGGUUUUAUGUCUGUUCUCAUCGUGGUACUACUGUACCAUCGGCGGUUUCUUGUUCAAUUUGAGAUUGAUGUCAUGCGACCACAUUUUUUUUUGA
Brachypodium distachyon (stiff brome) is the source of this 750-nucleotide messenger RNA. RefSeq names its product abscisic stress-ripening protein 1. The record is from RefSeq and is a predicted model, not a curated record. The transcript has 2 exons. NCBI's taxonomy places the organism in Eukaryota, Viridiplantae, Streptophyta, Magnoliopsida, Poales, Poaceae. The coding region runs from base 122 to 430 and encodes 102 amino acids.